GGUGCACCCCAUUUCACAUAAACCCAAAAAUCUGAGGGUUUAGUGCUGGAAGUGGAUCCCAGGCCUGUCCAGGGUCACCAGGAACCCGCCUGGGGGGUGGAAUCUGUGGGUGACAUCGGUGACAAGUGGCUCCAGGGAGGCUGGGGUGACCCCUCCGAGGGGAAGGGAGGGGUCUGGGGGGUUUUUGGAGGACGGAGACACGUCGCUGCCACGCCCGACGUGCCCCAUCCCGGCAGGAUCACAUCCAGCAUCACCGGGAGGUCCACGUGGUGAUGGGCAACGAGGCCUGUGACCUGGACUCCACGGUCUCGGCGCUGGCCCUGGCCUAUUUCCUGGCCCAGAGCUCCCCGGCUCCCAGAGCCGCCGUCGUGCCGGUGCUGAACAUCCCCCGCGCCGACUUCGCGCUGCGGACGGAGACGACGUUCCUGCUGCGGGAUCGGGGCGUCCCGGCCUCCUCCCUCAUCUUUCGGGAUGAGAUCGACCUGGGGGGGCUGCACCACGCCGGGCUGCUCUCCCUGACGCUGGUGGAUCACCACGUCCUGCCCGGUGCCGACGCAGCCCUGGAGGAGGCCGUGGUGGAGGUGCUGGACCACCGGCCGCUGGAGCGGGAGCGCGGCCCGCCGUGCCGGGUGACGGUGGAGCCGGUGGGCUCCUGUGCCACGCUGGUGACCGAGCGCAUCGCCCAGGGCCCCCCGGGGCUGCUGGACAGAACCACGGCCGCGCUGCUGCACGGCACCAUCCUCCUGGACUGCAUCAACCUGAGCCCGGCCGCCGGCAAGGUGACGCCGCGGGACGUGGCGUGCGUGGCCCUGCUCGAGGAGAGGUUCCCCGAGCUGCCGCCCCGCGACAGCGUCUUCGGAGCCCUGCAGGCGGCCAAGUUUGACGUCUCAGGGCUGACGACGGAGCAGAUGCUGCGCAAGGACCUCAAGGUGAUCUCCGGCGACGAGCUGGUCGUCGCCAUCAGCGGCGUCUACGUGGACCUGGAGACGUUCCUGCUCCGGCCUGGCUUGCUGCAGGACCUGGACGCCUUCUGCCAGGCCCGUGGCUACGCGGGGCUGGUGGCCAUGACCGUCUCCUUCAACGAGCGCCACGAGCCCACGCGCAAGCUGGCCGUGUACAGCCGGUGCGAGACCCUCCGCGGCACGCUGUGCCGGGCGCUGGAGGAGGCGACGACGCCGUCCCUGCACUUGCAGCCCCUGGCCAGCCCCUGGCCCUGCGUGGGCGCCUUCGCCCAGGGCAACGCCUUGGCCUCCAGGAAGAAGGUGCUGCCCAUCCUGCGGGCAGCGCUGGGCGGCGCGGGGGGUCCCGAGGAGGAGGUGGUGCCCCCGCCCACCCCCAUGAACAGCCUGGUGGAGGAGUGUCCCCUGGCCCAGGCCGUGCCCCCGCUGUGCCCCCAGGACGUCCUGGAGCGGGUCAGCCGCAUCGCCACGGGGCAGCCCCCCGGCUCCCCCAAAUAACGCCGGGCACCCCGCGGCUCCGGAGGGCUGGAGGACAAGUUGGGGGGCCCUGAGUGGGCCCUGGGGGGUACCCGGGCGUGGUGGGGGGGGUUGCAGCCACCUUGGUUAGAGCUCAGCUCCUGCUCCUCGGUGUGAGUUGUGCCCCCAGCGGGCUCCCCACGGGCCCCCAGGGUGGGUUUUUGGGGGCAGCAGUUGCACGCGCUUAAUGAGGGCACUGGGGGGGGGGGGGGGGUUGGUUUUUAACGAGUUCUUGACGAGUUCUUGACGUUCUUCCCUCCCCUGGAGGGCUGUGAGGGGGCCCUGGAUGCCGGGUCCGGACACGCAGCCAGCCCAGGAUUGUCACCCACGUUUUCCAAGGAUUAAAUUCCCCUUUUCUUCCA
Molecule: messenger RNA, 1837 nt
Organism: Corapipo altera (White-ruffed manakin)
Lineage: Eukaryota; Metazoa; Chordata; Aves; Passeriformes; Pipridae
Product: exopolyphosphatase PRUNE1-like
Exons: 7
Coding region: 273-1457 (394 amino acids)
Cellular component (GO): cytoplasm
Molecular function (GO): exopolyphosphatase activity
Source: RefSeq, a predicted model, not a curated record